AUGUACAUGACAAUUACAAUGUUUAAUGCAAUCGCUGUUAUUAGAGAUGAAGAAGUAGUUGGCCACAUGCCACGGGCACUAGCGAGCUCAAAGCAAGGCACAGGGAUUGUUAGACAUUUCUUAACAAAACCUGAAAGCAAGGGAACUGUUAAAGCUGAAGGAAAAGCUGUUAACCGAGGCGGUGGAUAUGGCAUGGAAGUCCCUUGCGUUUACAGAUUUACGGGGCAGCAGAAAUACGUUGAAAUGCUAAGAAACCUACUGGACCUUGAGAACAAUCUUUCUGUAAGAAAUGUUCACAAAACAGACGAAACCUUAAAGAGAGCCAAGGAGCAGGAAGGUAGCCGCGUGAAAAAAACCAAACUGUAUUAA
Molecule: messenger RNA, 369 nt
Organism: Porites evermanni
Lineage: Eukaryota; Metazoa; Cnidaria; Anthozoa; Scleractinia; Poritidae
Source: the annotation of a GenBank genome assembly